GAUGUUUUUGUCGCCAAAAGGCGCCUAGCAACGGGCGAGGAUACAGUGGGCGCGGGAGUUGCUGCUGUGCAGAGGGAUACCCCAGCAUUUAGCUACUGCCCCUGUUUAACCUCUCACUGCCCAGCGUUCAGGCAGCCUCGCUGCUGCUGUUGGCAGGUUGUUGCUCACCUCUCGGCAUUGCAUUUUAAAUCCCACCUUUAAACGGUGCCUCAUUGGGUGCCGGCUUCUUGCAUUUUUUUUAAACGAGAGGGAGAGAGAGGUGAUAAUUUCCCCUACCCAAACUCACGGCGCUUCUCGCCGGAUGCUCUCGGGCCUCUACCAAAGUUUCCCCGGUCGGGGUUGGCCUAGAGCCCGUGGAUAUAACCGCGGGCCUCUUUAUUUAAGAUUCGUGCGUGUAGUCGAAGGGUUUUAACAUUUCAUUGGCAUUCCCGUGAAUUCUACCGGAGAUUUUCUCUGAGAUGAGAAAGGAAAAAAUACCAACGUAGCCAUUAAGAACCAUAGAAAUUGCUUGGAAAUGGCAACAUGGAACGGAGGAAUUGUACAAAGAGUACCAAAUCUGGAAGAUACCACUGGUUUCCAGGAGAGAGUAAAAAAUGAAAGACAAAUAUUGAAAGAAUCACUGGCUUUGCAGUUAAAUCAGGAUCUUCUUGGGAUCCUUAUCGAUGGAAGCCAGACAGAUGUCACGUUCCAUGUAGGAGCCGCUGUGUUCAGAGCUCACAAAGCUGUGCUGCUAGCAAGGGUCCCGGAGUUUUUCUUGCGCAUUUCUGGAAAACAGUUGAACCAGGAUACUCUGAACUGUCCACAAGUCAUCAAUGUAGAGAAUUUCCGACCUUCACAAUUUAAAUGUUUUUUGCAGCAAAUUUAUACAGCAGAUCGAAAAGUAGACCAUCUUGAAGAAGAGCUGCUCUUGAACAAAGAGCCCAAUCGAGGAGGAUUGAAGACUGAAGAAACUUGCUCUCUCAAUAGUGUUUUUCAUAAUUUGGGCAUGAGCAGUAGUGAUAGAUAUCUGCCAUUUAAUAAUUUUCCUCCUGAUAAUCAGACCUUGGAAAUGAAUGAAGAGAUGUUGACCUCAAGCCUGUUGGAAGAUGAUAUGCCUGAAGCAAUGUUUGAUAUGCCUGAGGAAACCGAAGCAGCGGAUGAGGUUUUAUCCAGUGAUGAUUCUGCACCAGAGCCAGCAUCUAUACUGGGUGCUGAUCUCUUAUCCCUAUAUCGGAAAGGAUGUUGUCCUGACAUAACCCUUCAUGUUGAGAACAGAACUUUUCAUGCACACAGGGCUAUCCUCUGUGCUCGCUCCAGUUACUUCGCAGCAAUGUUGAGUGGAAAUUGGGCAGAAAGCUUUCAGAAAUCGAUCACUCUUGCUGGCGUGAGCCAUGUGGAGAUGGAAAUAAUGAUAAACUUUUUAUAUGGAGCCAUUUUAGACUUGCCCAAAGAAGUUCUUCCACGUUCAGUGCUUACGUUAGCAGAUAUGUACAACUUGGAUGGGUUGAAGAAAGUAGUCCUACAUGUUCUGAAGAAAGAUUAUUGCAAGUUUUUUCACAAGCCUGUUAUUGGAAUGCAGCAAUCUAUUCUGGAGUGCCUGCAGAUAUCUCAUUCUAUUGGAAUUGAUGGCCUUUACAGUUCCUGUAUGAGAUGGAUUACCAAAUAUUUUGUGAAAUGCUGGUCUGGAAAGAAUUUUGCCUGUCUUCCAGCUGAACUGCAGCGAGCCUGUUUGAUGUCUGUAAUCCAGUCUUUAAAUGUAGAUAAUGUGGUUUCAGUGCUGAUGGACAGUGAUCGUCUACUGUGGAGCCUUCCUGAGGUGAAAUGGGCGGAGCAAGCAAUUGCUUUGACCAAAGAACUGCAAGACGAAUGCAUCAAGUUUAUUGUGCCACGCUUCCUUGAGACAGUCCAAAGUAAAAGCCUCCUCCACCUAUUAAAAGCGCAGAGAAUGAGCAGAAGACCAUAUCUGGUGGAAAAGGUUUUUGCAGCUAUUGAACAAAACAUAACAGUGACAGACGGUUGUUUGCAAUUUAUAGCCGUGGACCUGCUGAGGAGCCAGGUGUCUUACAAAGAGGUGGGUUUUGUGAGUGAGAUCUCGGCCCUCUUUGACAAGCUCUGGAUCUUUCUGGUUCAGUCUUUUUACGCGGUCCGCCACACGGAAGGCUGGAAGCUGAUGAAACCUCAAGACCAAGAGCAAAUCCAGGCAGCUGCUCUUGACAAAGGUGAUGAUAGAAAGCUCAGCAAAAGACCAACUUUGACGAGCUCACAGCAAAAGAAACGUCCUCUGCUUGACCUUUCUCCGUUUGAUGUGGUGGAGCAAGGGUAUAGAAAGGGAAAGGUGCUGUCAACAAAUACAGUUAUACCUAAUAGUCAAUUGACUGCUGCUUCAAAAAUGAAGUCUGACAGUUCAGUGCAUGCAGCAAAUGCACAACUGUCUGCUGGUGCUUUGAGGAAAAGUGAAGCAAAAGGAAAGGACAUGAGAAAAACAAAUGAUAAAACUCCAAAAAAUGGGAAAACCAAUGAAAAAGGUACCUCUACAAAGAUGAAUGCUCCUGCAAAAGCUAGACUGGAAACUAAGGCGAAAGCUGAGAGCACUGUCAGCAAAGUGAAAGUGUGUGCUGACACUCUGGUAUGUCAGACAGGUUCUACAGCGAGCAACAAAGACAUCAUCGGACAGGACGGCAAAGCAAGUACAGGUGCACGACCCAAAAUAUCUCUCAGCUCUUCCAGUACUCAAGCAAAACAAGGGAAAUCAUCAAAGAAAAUCAUUCAAUCUCACACAGAAUUGUCACAGACAGAGAAAAAUAGGAACAAGCGUCACUCUGACAAUCCCGAACUUCCAAGCAAGGAUGGUGCUGUAGGCGCAAGUGGAUACGUUGGUGGACUACAAGAGGGGAAUGAGAUGGACGAAAUAAACUAUCAUGAUAGGAAAAUGGCAUUUGUCAAUAGUCCUACUGAAACUACAGCACAGGAGCCUGCAAAGAGCUCAGUUGGCCAGAAGUCAACAGUUAGGUCCACAAGUGUCUCCAAAGCUACUAAGACUCCUCCACCUGCAUCAGUGAAAACUGGCAGACCACUUUCUAAUAGUAUGCCAAACAAACAGAGGGCACAAAAUAGAGAUGAAGGGUUGUCACAGGCUUCUAUGAAGAAAACAUGGAAUAGUAGCAGCAACUCAUCUGUUCAACACAGAGCAAGGAGUGCAUCUGGGGCAGCCAAAACUAAAGAUCCAAAAGGAGGGACAGUGGUUUUAGAAAAAGCAGCCCUUAUUUCAGAACAAAGUGAUGCUUCAAAACAGCCUACUAAAGUUCCAAACUGUGAAAAAAUAAUGGCUAAUGAAAUAUUUACAAAGGCUAAUAAUUCUAAACCAGUGAAAGCAGCAGCCCUCUCUGCAAUAAAGACAAAUACAAGGAAAAUGACACAACUUGGCACCGCAAGUCCACGGACACCUAUUAAUUCCAGUAAGGUUGCUCUGAAAGAGAAAAGUGCGUCUCUACCCAAUGUAAGAAAGCCAUCAACUAAGUUGCUUCCGGUGACAACCAAAACAAGUUCUAGCCUAAAAAGAUCUGCCUCUAGUUGUAAUGAAAAGGCAGCUCCUAAUUCUCCGUGUCAUGAUGUGAAAAGUGGAACAGAGUUAAAAAGUAAUCAAAUGGGACCAAGUAAUCAGCCACCACUCUGUCAGAAUGUAGAAGUACCUACUGCUUCACAUGAUAAUAGGUUGGCAAAAGGAGACCAUGUUUUGACAUGUGGACAUUCGCAACAAAUCAUUACCUCCAGCAACCUAUCUAACCAUGUUAAAAAAGCAAAUAAUUGUACAUCAGAAAAAUUACAAAUAGCUUUAGAUAUGUCUUCUGCAACUAAUUUUGAAGGUCACACAACACACAAGCCAUCUAAAGACAUUGAACUGAAGACCAAACAUUAUAGUUCUCCAGAUCAUUCUUCUUCUGCAAAUAAAGAACCCCAAAUAAAUCAAUCUUGUGAACCAAAGCUAUUGAUUUUUAAUGGCUGUGAGAAAACCAAGGAAGUCCCUCUUCAAAGAGAAACUAAUUUUGCUGAAGAAAUUAAAGCUGGCCAUCUUUUUACAGAUGGGGACCAUGUUCUAAAUAAAGGUAUAUUUGAACUAAAUAGUGCAACAAUUUAUACUCACUCAUUUGACCAAACUAGUGACGCUGCAAAGUAUAACUUAAAACAAGAUGAAAAGCCAGUUCCAUCAGAUUUACAUAAAGAAAUAGACGAGUCAGGAAUCCCAGAAAAUCAUGAGCAUUCAGAAACUCCACUAGUAGAAUCUUGGAACUUGGGCACAGAAGGCUACCAAGCCUCAGAUGCAUCUUUCCCAAAGCAAAGUCCAGACACAGAUACUGGAAGUGCAACAACCUCAUCUGAUGAUAUAAAACCUAAUUCUGAAGACUAUGAUGCUGGAGGUUCCCAGGAUGAUGAUGGAUCAAACGAGAGGGGUAUUUCCAAGUGCAGUACAGUUGUAUGUCAUGACUUUCUUGGGAGAAGUAGCAGUGAUACGAGCACGCCUGAAGAGCUUAAGGAAUAUGACAGUGGAUUAAGAGUAGAAGUAAAAGUGAAAGGUAUAGAGCCACAUGGGAAGACAAGAGGUGCUAGCACAAGAGAAUCACUAAUUAAUCAUUGUUCCAGAAUAUCUCCAGGCAGUAAAGCAGUGGAAAGAGGCAGUGAAGAAGAUGCUGUUCCUGGUGGUGAUAAAUUAGAUCCUGCCUCAGAUAUUUUGUCUUCAUGUGAAGUGACUGAAGAAGAUAAAUCCGAAAUUGAGAAUACAGAGGAAGUUUUCCCUUCCCCUCUUCCUCCACCUCCACCUCCACCCCCUCCCGACCAGGGCAUUUACCACUUUCAAGGUAUUGAUAACCUGGCUUUUGAAGACGUUACAGAAAAUGACACAGAGGUUACAAACUUUUCUUCAGCUGCAAAUUUUAAGCGUUCUGUUCUGCUAUCUGUGGAUGAAUGUGAGGAGUUGGGUUCUGAUGAAGGAGAAGCUGAAAGUCCUCUUGCAUUCUCUUUUGGUUCUCUUACUCCGUCCGAUGUAUUUGAUGGUGGUUCCCAUGAAAGUGGCCACCAACGUUAUGGCAGAACCUACUAUUCACGGUACUCGCUGGAAAUUGAUGAUGACUUUUUGGUGUAUAGCCACCUUCAUCAAGAGAAGGCCAAAAAACAAACAAAGGAACCAAGUCCUUCACCACCUGCAGAUGAAACUAGCAUGUUGGCUGACUGUGCAUUACUGCAGGUUGUUUCAACAGAUAUAGAAGCGACAAAGCAAGUCAAUAUUGAAGCUGUUGCACCCCAUCAGUGUGGUGAACCUUUUGAUGAAGUAGAAAGUAAACAUGAAGAAAAGGACCAGAUGGAAGGAAACAUGCUUGAAAACCAAUCUGAGGAUAACAUGUUAACUGAAGAAAAUAAUAUCCAGCCUGCAGGUGAUGGUGGUGGUGGUGACAAUAGACCUCAGGAAAGACCCUGCCAUUUGCAUCUCUGCCAGAAAGGGCAUUCUUCCAGUGUACACAGUGAUGACGUUGCUACAAAUGAGCAUUUAGCUAAUAUGGAAAAAGAGUAUGUGCAAGCUUACAACUCCACACCCAAUGAGCAAACUAAUAAUACUUUGCCAACAGGAAACUUAGCUGAUUGUGACAGAUCACAAAGCUGCACAUUUGAUCGUCGCCCUUCAAAAACCCUUUCUCCCAUAUACGAGAUGGAAAUAAUAGAAGAUGUGGAUCGGAGUUCAGAGGUAGAAGUGAACCAUGUGCACAAAGAAGAAAAUGAACACUUUGCAAAAAGAGACUGGAUACUACUUAAGCAGCUUCUUGGAGAUCAGGAUCUAAAUUGUGGAAUUGUUAACUGUCUACCUGAAGAUAUCAAUUUAGCAAAGUAUCUGAUCAACCAAACACUCUUCCUUUCUAGAGAUGCUUGUAAGACUCCAGGUAGAAUUGCAGUUGAAAAAGAGGCAUGGUAUAAAUGGACAGAACUGCAGUCUCCUUCAGAGGACUCCACAGCUAGCAUUACAGUGGCCAGUUUUUCACCAGAAGAAUCAGUGUCUCCACAGGGGGAAUGGACAAUUGUGGAACUGGAAACCCAUCACUAAGCAUACCCACUAAAUUGUGUGCAUUGGGAUGCAAGAUGAAUUUAAUCCAUAUGUCACAUGGUCCUGUCCUUUUUCUGUAGCUUAACAGAAUCUUAGUGUGUCACUAUUGGAUGCCAUAGUAGAAAAUAAAAUUGUGUACUUGACAUUUUGUUACAGAAUUACCGUUUGGGAGGUCUUUGUGAAGAGGAUAAGCAUGUAUGUCGAUGAUGCUUUACUUUAAAUUUGGGACUCAGGCAUAAGAAACCUUUGUAAAAUAUUAGUUUGUCUAAAAUUGAAACGCUUCUUUUCAUUUUCAUUGUAAAAUUUUAGAAAACCAAAUUAUUUUUUUUUAAAUUGAUCAGAAUAGGUAGUAAUGAGGGUAACCUUUGAAGCCAAGACAUAUGAACUUCGGUAAAACUCAGCAUAAAAAUCUUGUUUGGAAUUGAGGGCUGUAUUUUGUUUUUUUAAUUUUUUGAGGUUUUAGAUAUUGAUACAAUGGCCAUGGGACCAGAAUCUGAACUAAUAUAGUUUUAUCCUUUUUCUUUAUAAACUUACAGGAUAUGCUAGCUGUUUAAAACAAAAUGUGAUUUUUUUUUUCUUAGUCCAACUUGGGAAUUUUCUAUUAUUGCAGGUAUAAUUUGAUUAUGUUGAGCCGACUCAACAUAAACUAGACAUACAUGAAAUGCGUCCAUGAGAAAUUAACACAAUUUCAUUGCUCUUUGAUAAUGCAAAUGCUUAUUUGAGAAACUUUUAAAUAGCACUGAUUAUUUUGCAUCCUGUAAAUUCAGAGAUGGUCAUAAUUUUGUUACCAUAUGCUUUUUUGAUUUGAUUGAAAGCUAUGUGAAAAACUGGAUGGAAAAUAAUGGAAUAUUAGAAAAUUAUGCUUUUGACGAGGCUUAGCUUUACGUCAAGUUUUUGUACAGGUGCUAAUAAGUUUACCUUACCUGUGGCUAUGCAGAAUGAAGUCCAAUUUGAUUUAGAAGCCCCAAGCAACACCUUAAAUGAGAUCUCACAAGUGGACUCGUGGGCAGGACACACCUUCUAGGAACAAUGUUUGCAGAUAUCCUUGAAAUCCUACGGUUUAAUCACGUUUCAGUCGGCUUCUCCCACUUUGAUUUAAUCUGUGAAAUGACCUGACUUGGAACUGCAUGAUUAUUCACGUGCAGUUAGAGUACGUUUUCUUAUUUUCCCGUGCUUAUUACCCACAAGUUUGAAAAUACAAAUGUUCCUACUUGCAUACCAGUGUAAAAUAAAACUAGUUUUAGUACAAAGAUCCAGCCUUAAACUCUAAAAGUUAGAUUGCUGUCUAGACUUAAACGUGUGAAUGAAUGAAUAACUCAAAUCUAGUAACCAAGCAUCAAAACUAAUCCUAUGCUCUUUAUUCAAUAUCACAUCUUGAACAAAACAUGAACAAAAGUAUGCUGUUGUUCAUGCCAUGCUGUAAAGGAAAACUGUUUCUUUAUACAAAUUAAUAGAUAUGCUAAAGGCAGUAUUUUAAUUUGAGGUGCUGGUGGUUCAAAAGCUGCUUAACCACUUAUUCUGAAAUGCAUUGCCUUCAUAACUUGAUUGCAGAUUUUUUUUUUUUAGUUUACUUCUUUUGAAAAGAAGAUGGAAGUUUCAUUGCAAAAUUAUUCUAACUGUAUAUUAUCUCUAACUUUAAGAAUUGGAUAAAAUGUUCUCAUUUGAAAAAUUUUCACCCAUUCUCUUGUGUUUUAGUGUACAUAAUUCUGAAAGUUUUAGGUGCAGAAAACUUGAAAUGUGUAAUAAAUAUGAAAAUGUUUCAAGGUGACUUUACUAAAGGUCCCCGAUAAAUAAGCAAAUGAUGCUGAGCUCUUAAGAGCAUUCCAGAGCCCUUCAAGAGUAAUGAAAAAUCAUAGCUGAGAACCUGCAUUGCAUCAUCCAUGGUACUGACACAUCUUAGAGUGAUUUACUGUGUUGAAAGUUCUAUUUUGAAGUGUACACUGUUUUUGCAUGAUAUUGGAGAAACACCUGAUCCUGGUUACUGUGAAAAUGCCUGGUAAUAAAACGGUAAAUGUUUGUUGUGGGAAAAAUAUAGAUUACAAAAUAGAAAAGUAAUCAUGCAUUUUGAAUGUAGUAUAUGAAGGGCUGGAAUUUGAUAUUUUUUCCAGUACAGUGAUAGGCUGGGAAGAACAUAGAGUAGAGGCCAUUCAGACGAUUGAAUCUUCUCCACCAUUCAAUCAUGACUGUUAUGUUUCUCAACCUCAUUCUACCUUCUUCUUUAACCCUCAAGUCUUUUACCAAUGAAGAACCGACGUAUCUGAAAUACACUCAAUGACUUGACCAUAAGCUGCUCUGGCAACAAUGAAGAACAAUGUUGUUAUUCUUGUAAAUAGUUUUGUAGAACCAUCAAACCUACUAAACAUCAGUUAAAAAGCUCUUCCUUGAAGCAUCUGGGACUUUCACUGUAAAAUAAAGUACUUUAAUAUUCUGCAAAACAGGUCUCCAUCAUCAAUUAAUAGUUCAGUAGCUUUAAACCUCCUGUACAUAAUUCUGGAAAAACACCACCUGUGCGAUGUGUAUUCAUGAGUCGGUUUACAAAUAUUUCACCUAGUAAGUAAAAGGUGCUCUAAGUCUUUGAACAAACAUGUAAAUACAUUUGGGAGAAAAUUCUAUAAAGGUUACACUUGAAAAUUUAGAUGUCAGCUUUUUAUGCAUCCAAUAUAAUUUGUAUAACUAUUGUAACUUUGCAUUUAACAUUUCAUAAACUAAUUUCAAACCAUGUCCCUUAUUUCCAUCUGUAUUUUUGUGACACAUUGUUCAUAAUAGGAAGUCAUUUAAUGUAAUUAUGUUCACUUUUUAAUGUUACAAGGCCAAGUGUAGUUUUCUAGUUGUAUAAACUUGAACAUAAGUAUAAUUGAAUUACCAUUAUAUCCUGCCAUUUUUAUACUAAAUUACUACUUUGAUAUUUAUGAUGUUUCCAGCAUGACAAGUUGCCAUAGCCAGUUUACAUUAUGAAUGGAUAUAGAAAUUUUAUAGAUGUAGAUGUGAAAAAAAUGGAAAUUAACAGCCUCUUUGCCUCUUCACAAUCUUCACUUUCUUUUCUGCAUAGUAAUUGCAGUUUAGUAAAUACAAUACCUCAAAUAUGUUUUUUUUUCUCUUAAUUCUGAGUGAUACCUAAUGAGGAAAGUCUCUGCACAAAAUCAGAGAAGCUAAGAUCAGACUCCACUUAACACAGAGCUAACCAGUCUGUUGAUAGUUGCUGGUUAGGUAAAAUAAUGAAAAAAAACCGCCAAAUGUAUAUGUUACCUUACAACAACAUGAGAUGGUGUCCUCAGGAGGAGGAGGAAAAUUGUAGCAAGAGGCAAUUUAUAAUUUAAACAGGUGAGCAGUGGAAAAGCAAGUAUACCUCAACUGCAGUACUGUAAAGCUUUGAUAUGAGUUAUAUUUAUUUGUACUGCUUUUAAAUUGAAUGUGAUGUUCUUAAAAUGUACAUGAUGUUUACCUUCAAAUCCUAUGGGUGUCUAGUACAAAUAUCUUAGUAAUUAUGUAGACUAUUUUUCAAACAAACAAUUUUCAAUAAAUUUGUUUUU
Messenger RNA from Chiloscyllium plagiosum (whitespotted bambooshark), 9597 nucleotides. It is a transcript of the gene btbd8, whose product is annotated as BTB domain containing 8. The record is from RefSeq and is a predicted model, not a curated record. Gene Ontology annotation, molecular function: protein binding. NCBI's taxonomy places the organism in Eukaryota, Metazoa, Chordata, Chondrichthyes, Orectolobiformes, Hemiscylliidae.